This is a messenger RNA of Conger conger (European conger), 3282 nucleotides long. It is a transcript of the gene bckdk, whose product is annotated as branched chain ketoacid dehydrogenase kinase. Gene Ontology annotation, cellular component: mitochondrion. The transcript is spliced from 11 exons. Gene Ontology annotation, biological process: protein phosphorylation; regulation of glucose metabolic process. The coding region runs from base 187 to 1467 and encodes 426 amino acids. NCBI's taxonomy places the organism in Eukaryota, Metazoa, Chordata, Actinopteri, Anguilliformes, Congridae. The record is from RefSeq and is a predicted model, not a curated record. Gene Ontology annotation, molecular function: pyruvate dehydrogenase (acetyl-transferring) kinase activity.
CAGUGGACUUUCUUCUUAUAUAACCGGAGCUCGUGCUGUAGUUCGCAUGAUACAGUCAGUAGCCCAAAUUAAGGGUUUCGGUAUGGUGGAAUCUUAGCUACAAUCGCUAGAAUGGCUAGAUAAACAGGCCGUUGAAAGCACUGGAACAAAUACGGUACUUGACUGUACAGACAGACAAUAUCGAAAAUGCGACCGUGUGUGACAGGUAGAGCGCUGGAGAUGCUGGGGUGCAGUAAUAUUAACAGUCCCGGAGUGACUAGGAUUUUGAGGUCUCCCAUGUCGAAAACAAUCAACCUCAACGGUGUGAACGAAAGAUUCCGUUCCACGUCCUCGAUGCAGGGAUAUUUCGAGUUGGCUCGUGAGAGGUCCAAAACCGUUGCUUCGUUUUACAACCAGUCUGCAAUCGAUGCUUCUGCAGAAAAGGCCUCCGUUAGAUUGACUCCAGCCACUCUACUGUAUGCAGGGAAGUCUCCAGAUGGGCACCAUGUUCUGAGCAGUGCCAAGUACCUGCAGAAGGAGCUGCCUGUGCGUAUCGCCCACCGCAUCAAGGGGUUCCGCAGCCUACCCUUCAUCAUCGGGUGUAACCCGACCAUCCUGCAAGUGCAUGAGCUGUACAUCCGGGCCUACCACAUGCUCUGCGACUUCCCUGCGAUCAAGGACCAGGAGACUGAAACUCGGUACAGCACACUGGUGCAGCAGCUUCUGGACGAUCACAAGGAUGUGGUCACUAUGCUGGCCGAGGGCUUCCGGGAAUGCCGCAGACACAUACAGGAUGAGAAUCUCGUUCGCAACUUCUUGGACACCACGCUGACCUCCCGGCUGGGUAUUCGCAUGCUGGCAACACACCACUUGGCCCUGCACGAGGAAAACGCCGACUUCGUGGGAAUCAUAUGCAGGCGACUUUCCCCGAAAAAGAUCAUCGAGAAGUGGGUGGAUUUUGCAGGCAGGCGUCUCUGCGAGCACCAGUACGGGAGCGCCCCCCGGGUACGGAUCAACGGGCAUGUGGCGGCCCGCUUCCCCUUCAUCCCGCUGCCCUUGGACUACAUCCUGCCGGAGCUGCUGAAGAACGCCAUGAGGGCCACUAUGGAGAGCCACCUGGACACACCGUACAACGUGCCCGACAUCGUGGUCACCAUCGCCAACAACGAAACAGACUUCGUCAUCAGGAUCUCUGACCGGGGCGGCGGAAUCCCACACAGCAUCCUGGCGAAGGUGAUGGACUACCACUUCAGCACAGCGGAGCAGAGCGCCCAGGACCCGCGCAUGAGCAACCUCUUUGACAGCAUAACCAACAGCGGGCCGCAGUCCGGCCCCAUGCACGGGUUUGGCUUCGGCCUGCCCACAUCGCGGGCCUACGCAGAGUACCUGGGCGGCUCCCUGUCCGUCCAAUCCAUGCAGGGCAUCGGCACCGACGUGUACCUGCGCCUCAAACACAUCGACGGCAAAGGAGAGAGCUUCCGUCUCUGAAAGACCCCACGGCCCCCCCAUCCCCCAGACACGCACACGCAUUAACACUCGCACAGGCACACACACUGACACACACACCCGCCCCUCACCGUCUCCCCCUGCUGCCCAUCCUGUGGGACAUGGCUGUGGCAGCCCAGUCUGGAGAACUGGCCACUGGGAUGAGUGACUUGCUGCAGUGGCCUGGUGUUUUUUUAGGAGGUUUUUUCCUCGUAUCGCCAUGGACAACAGCGGAACCCUGGCUGCCGCAGCCUGGCGCACCUGCGCUCUCUUGCCAGCUCCCACCUGACUGUAAGACGGCUUGUGUUGGGGAUGUUCUGUUUGUGUGCGUACCCCGUCUCUCCCCAGCACCACAGACGGAGCAAUGUUCGCUUGUGAACACCAGGAGAGGGAUUUAUGUAACGUCUAGUGUUGCUUUCGCAUAAAAAAAACUAUUUUUAAAAAGCCUUAAAUUGGUGUAAUUUGCUUGUUUGUACCUCUCACACUGCCAAGCCUUCAAAUAUCUGCACCUUGAAAGCACAAGGAACUGAGAGGAACUUGUGCGGACCUCUCCAUCCUGCUCGACGGCGAGGUCCAGUGUCUGCUGGGAGAUGUAGUUCUUCAGCCAUGACGCUUUGUGAAGGAACCGUUUCUAAAUGUCUUGUCCUUGUAAUCCUGGUGUUGUGUGGCAGUCUGAGGGAAUGUUCUGGGUGCCGUUCUAUUUUGCUUCCCCUUUCCUUGCACCACACUCACUGCGCCAGCGCAUUCAGUGGAUUCUCGAUGAAUGGAUGAGGUGGUUUUUCUCAAAAAAAGUAUUCAUGAGAGGUUCAUUUGCUUUUCUGCAAGGGAUGAUUGCGUACCUCCCUGCCAUAACGAUGGUCAUCAGCGUUUCUGCUGUUCAGUCAUCAACAAUAGUGUUUUGGGCUAUUCUCCUUGUAGAUCAAGGCAGUACAAGCUGUUCCCAGUUAACCUGAUUUACAACAAUGGGCAUGUUUUCAUGAAUUGAUACCGAAUAUGUGUGGAAAGCUAAUACUCUAGAAAUGAAAUAAGCUAGGGAAAUGGUUUUAAGAUUUCAUAAAACAAAUCAAUCCAAAUAUCAAGUGUGUUUUUAUUGAGGAAUUUGAGCUAAUGAACUCCAUAAUCUGUAUAUUUAACAGAUUGUUGAUUUCCUCCGUUAGAAGCGAACUGUGUGAGUGGGUAUUGUAUGUAACACAUUCCGACUGUGUACAGUCCCCUUGUAAUAGGUGGACAUUAGGCAUGAACUUAUCCUCUCGUGGCAGGUUUUUGAAGUGCAUGAGUAUUUGACAUAAAUGCAAGUUAUAUUCUGGCAUUUUGGUGCUGCCAAUGUGAUCACAUGAAAGUGAAUGUUUCUGUUUGAAGCUAGAAAUGUUUUAUAACAGGCCAGCAGUAUGUCAGAUUUGGUACAAAUUCCAUUUCACUGGGUUUUUAGAACCAGAUUUCAAGAAUGAGAGAUGUGUUGACUGAGCUUGCCCCCUGCUGGCAAAUAUAAAUAACUACAUUUUGGCUGAGGAAAAAAAACUAUUAUCGAGGGAAAGUCGAAUUGCCUUAAAGGGUGCUUUAUUUCAUUUGAAAGUUAGAGAACGGCACAAGUUAACUGAAAAUUGAAGUAAUUUAAGUUUGAAAAUGAUGCUUUGUAUUGUCAUAUAAUGAAAACUAACAUUAAUUUGGCGCACUUUCCUAGCUUAUGGCCAAAUUAUAUAGUGAGGUUUAUAUUAUGAAGAGGUUGACAUUUAUAUUAUGAUUUGUUGACUUUUGGUUUCCGUAGAUGUCAAAUGUGUAUAGUUUCUUGGGCAUUAAUUAAAUUCUUGAUGAAAGCAA